AUGCAUAGAUAGGUAUUGGAUAAAGGCCAUUUGGUCUCAACCCACAUUCCUCACACUACCUUUUUCGCUUCUUACUUUGCUUUCUUCCUUUCUAUUUUCAACACAAUCAUCGCAAGGGUUUCCCUUCCACCUCACAUGCUUCCGAGGGGAGGGGAUUCACGCUCUUUUUCUCCCAAUUCCGCCUUUCUUAGUCAACUAUUCACUUAUUCAUGUUGCUUAUCCCUUGUGUUCAUUUCUGUCAAAAUUCACCGUAACUGAAGCUAAAAUGUCUAUGUGUCUCCCGUAGUGCUUCGUUUCUUCGACAAAAGGAGGUUUUUUUUUUUUCCAGAAAAAUUUCUCACAUUUCCAUGUUUUGGGGUGUUUUGUUAAUCUUGUGAGGGGUUUAGAGGAGUUGGGGAAGUGGGAAUGAUCUGCAAGAGGUGUUAAGAAAAGGGGUUGACGAUGUCGUUUAGGAGUAUCAUCGCGGAGAGGAAGGGAUUUGAGUUUAAGUUUGGGUAUAGUAUGAGAUCCAGGUCACAGUCACACAGUGAUGCCAUUGUCCAGGAUCGUUUGGUGGUGCUUGAUGGGUUGAAGCAGAGUUGUUGGGCUAACAUGCCCCCUGAGCUUUUGAGGGAUGUCCUCAUGAGGAUUGAGGCUUCUGAGGAUUCCUGGCCUGCCCGAAAACACGUCGUCGCCUGUGCCGGAGUGUGCCGCAGUUGGAGAGAAAUCAUGAAGGAAAUUGUCAAAUCCCCGCAAGUAUCUGGCAACUUGACAUUUCCAAUCUCCUUGAAGCAGCCUGGUCCUAGGGGCUCUCUUCUUCAGUGCUAUAUUAAACGAAAUCACAGUAAUAAAACAUAUUAUCUGUUUCUUGGUUUAAACCAAGCCUCAACUGAGGAUGGCAAGUUCCUUCUUUCUGCACGCAAGUGUCGACGUGCAACUCACACUGACUAUAUCAUUUCUCUUAACUGUGAUGAUGUCUCAAGAGGGAGUAAUACCUAUAUUGGGAAGCUGAGGUCAAACUUUUUGGGCACCAAAUUCACUGUGUAUGAUGCACACCCUCCAAUUUAUGGAGCCAAAGUUACAAAGUCUCGUUCCUCCAGGCUAGUCAGUCUCAAGCAAGUUUCUCCUAGAGUUCCUGCUGGCAACUACCCCAUUGCUCAUGUCUCGUAUGAUCUGAAUGUUUUGGGCUCUAGAGGCCCUAGAAUAAUGCACUGUGUUAUGGAUGCCAUCCCUGCCUCAGCUGUUGAACCUGGAGGUGUGGCCCCAACACAGACUCAAUUUCUUCAUAGCAGAAUUGAUACUUCUCCAUCCAUCCCUUUCUUCAGAUCAAAAUCAACCCGCAUGGAUACUCUCACGUCAGAACCUUUGACUUGUCAAGAGGAGGGGAUGCUGGUACUGCAAAACAAGUCCCCCAGGUGGCAUGAACAACUUCAAUUCUGGUGUCUUAACUUCAACGGACGUGUGACAGUUGCUUCAGUUAAAAAUUUCCAGCUGGUUGCUUCUCCAAAAAAUGGAGUUUCUGAGCAGGCUCAGGAAAAUGUUAUUCUACAGUUUGGAAAAGUUGGUAAGGAUGUAUUCACCAUGGAUUAUCAGUAUCCAAUCUCGGCCUUUGAAGCAUUUGCAAUAUGCCUUAGCAGCUUUGACACCAAGAUUGCUUGUGAAUGAUUGCUGCCAUAAACAGAUAUUUUGCCAAUCCUGGUGCUGGUUGGAGUUGCACAAACAGUAAUGUGGGUAAUACCUGCAAAAGAUUUUCUACUCUUGUAUUUAGUACUGCUAAGUUUCAGAAUCACCUUUCCUUUGUCUAUUGUAUAUGGCUGUUUGUUUGCAUUAUAUUUAACCAAUGUUGACUUGUAAUUUGUGUUGUUUGUGUAGACUAAAUUCUUUCUUUUUCCGUGAGUUUGUAGAUGACCUUAGUUGUCAUUGGUUUGUGAGUUUUCAGGCUGUGUUUUGCGUAGAUGUUUUUGGCUUUUGUAAUGUACCUGGUUUUUAAGUGACAAAGGCUUCCUAGUAAAUUCUA
This is a messenger RNA of Vigna umbellata (rice bean), 1996 nucleotides long. RefSeq names its product tubby like protein 3 (gene TLP3). The record is from RefSeq and is a predicted model, not a curated record. NCBI's taxonomy places the organism in Eukaryota, Viridiplantae, Streptophyta, Magnoliopsida, Fabales, Fabaceae. Gene Ontology annotation, molecular function: protein binding.